Messenger RNA from Uloborus diversus, 4742 nucleotides. Its product is annotated as protein NDRG3-like. Gene Ontology annotation, biological process: signal transduction. The transcript has 13 exons. Gene Ontology annotation, cellular component: cytoplasm. Bases 141 to 1310 code for a protein of 389 amino acids. NCBI's taxonomy places the organism in Eukaryota, Metazoa, Arthropoda, Arachnida, Araneae, Uloboridae. The record is from RefSeq and is a predicted model, not a curated record.
UGAAAAGCUGAAACCUCGAGAAAGCCUCUAACAUUCAGACGAACGGUCAACCAAGGGGUAAAAGGUUGCGAAUUAUAUCCGGGCAAGACUCUGGCCGCCAAAUAUUCCAAGUUGUCGGUCCGUGCAGGCACAUUCUCAAGAUGACUUCGGAGGACGCAGAACUGCGUAAUAUUGAGCUACAGUUUCCUCUCAUGAGGAAUAUGUCCAGAAGUGACAACAACUGCACACAGGAAGACAGAAUCGUCACAGAUACUGGUACAAUGGUGGUAGCCGUCCACGGCGAUAGAAAUAAGCCGGCUAUAUUUACAUACCACGACAUUGGCCUGAAUCAUGUGUCCAACUUUCUGGCUUUUUUCAAUCACAUCGACACACGGGUGCUAAUGCAGAGUUUCUGCGUUUAUCACAUAAACGCUCCAGGUCAGGAAGAAGACUCAACGACACUCCCCAAUAUGUUCACGUUUCCUACCAUGGACCAACUUGCCGAUAUGCUUACAGCCGUAAUGGAACAUUAUGGGUUAAAGCAUUUCAUCGGUUUUGGAGUUGGUGCAGGAGCAAACAUUCUCGCCCGCUUCGCAUUAAUGUAUCCACAUUUCGUGGAUGGCUUAUUCCUGAUCAACUGCCCCUCCACGGCUGCCGGGUGGACUGAAUGGGGUUACCAAAAGCUCAACACAAUGUACCUAAGGAACUCUGGAAUGACAUCGUCCACACAAGAAUAUUUGAUGUGGCAUCAUUUUGGAAAAACGACUGAAAAUCGCAAUUACGAUUUAAUGCAGCUGUUCAGACAUCACUUCAACAAAUCAGUGAAUCCUUACAAUUUAGCUCUAUUCAUUGAUACUUUUAUUCGACGCACGGAUUUACAAAUCGUUAGGGAAACUGAUCCAUCGAAACAGAAAAGUGUAAGAAAUUUCAGGUGUCAUGUCCUAUUGAUGUCUGGUGCCUUUUCACCUCAUUUAGAGGACACAGUUACAAUGAACAGUAGGCUUGAUCCAACGAAUUCUACAUGGAUGAAACUCUCCGAUUGUGGGAUGCCAUUAGAAGAAAGACCGAAUAAAGUUUGUGAAGCUUUGUACCUUUUUCUGCAAGGAUUAGGAUAUGCUGUAAAUCAGUACCGAAGACGAUCCUCAGCGGCCUCUACAAGCAACGAAGCAUUCAAAGUACUUCAAGCAUACCAGAACUCCCUGUCGAAGAACUACGACCAUCAAUCGAACCCUCUUCCAUCCACACCUACCACUGCCACGACCACAAUUUACAACCCUCGGCAGGAAGUCCAUAUCGUCGAAAAUCCUAUCAAUCAACACACGGGCCCAUGAAAAAAUGACAUUCUAACCAAUCCUGUACUUUUAUUUUUACUCCCUCGUAGAGUUAGUACUAAAAAGCGCUAGAACCGUUUGGGUAUGUAUAAGUAAGGACUCAUGUGUUCGGUAUGUACUUGAAAUUCUCGCUUACUACAAUCGUUCACGAAAAAGUUACGUUUUUAGAAUAAAUUUAAGAAUAGAAGAAGAAAAAAACUGCCUAUUGAUAUAUUGCCAAGGUGUUGCUUUUAUUAUUAUUAUUUUCAUUAAUCUUAUUAUUUGGGAAAUAGAGUAUCCAGAGCCAGAAAUUCGUUCAGGCAACUAGCGAGAAAAUAUCAACUCAAUACUAUGUAUUCAUUUAUUUUAAGGAGAAAUAUUAAAAUAUAUUUUCAAUAUUGGUAAAAAUAUUUUGUAUUUUGUACAAGUAUAAAAAAAAGGUUUGAGGAAAAAAGUCAGGGAAAUGUAGAAAAAAGGUUUACUUUUUGCAAUGAAACAAAAAAGAAUCUUAGAAACUAAGUAAAAGGUAAUGAAUACGUAAUAGAAUACGGAAUAGAACAGCGUGACUAAUUUUGCCAGAGUAAAACUAGAGAAUUUUGCACUAGGAUAAAAUUAUAUUAUCAUAAGCAUUAUUAUUGCAUAAUUAACAUCUUCAGCCACAAAAACCUAUAAAAUUUUCAGCGCUAACACAAUAGCAGCAUUAAAGCAUAAUUUAUAAAGAAAAAUUGUUUAUCAUGCCUUUAAUUUUCAAAGUAUUUUGCAGUUUUUAGGAGACAAAGGGGAAAAAAGCAGUUUUUGAAUGUUUUAUAAGUCGAGUUCUAACUCAAGUAAUUCCAUGUGAAAAUUGUAACACUUUCCCAUUAUUAUGGCGCAUUCUCUGUCAUCAUAUAUGUAUACGAGGAUUGUUAGAAAAGUAUUCAACCUUAUUUUUCUGGGAACAUCUGAUGGAUAGGACACAAGUGCGCUUGCUCAAGCUAAGUAGCACUACCUUUCAAUCGACUCUUGAGUUUGGAGAACAGCCAGAAGUGGCAAGGGGCUAUAUCAGGAGAGUACGGAGUCUGUUAAAUUACAGAAGUCUUAUUUUUCGCUAAAAACGUCAAAAUAAAGUGCGAGAAAUGUGCUAAGAACCGAAAGCGGUCUGUCUUUUACGAAUGAUUUUCCUUUGCCCAGAAUCUGAGAAAAUUUGAAGCUGUAGCGCUACCUUCUUUCAUUUUUAUUGAAAUUUUAAAAAAAACGGUGAGAGCUUUACAUACUAACUCAGUCAAGCUCUGUCUGCCAGCGACUGAGGCUAUUGACAGACAGGAGAAAAUUCACGUGAGUGCGCACAAAGGUUCCAAGUCAGCUCACACAAGCGCGCUUGAUUCAUGUAUAUCUAGUUUUAACAGAAAAAACUAAGUCGGAUUCUUUUCAAACAGCCUUCGUGUAUAUAUAUAUAUAUAUGUGUGUAUAUAUAUAUAUAUACACCUAUAUAUAGUGAACUUUUGAUUGAGAAAAAUCUUUCGGCUCAAAGCCUUUACUGCAAAAUCUGUGCAAUGUAUGAUGAUGGAAAUUGGUACAAAAUGAUUCCCCAUAUUAAUAGUUUGCAUGACGACGGCAUUUUCAAAAACUGCAUUUUAAUUUCCUUAAUAUUUAAUAUUAAAAUCACUUCUUUCGCUCCAAAGAAAUCCAUGAUCCAACUUAGUCUUUCAUGCAUUUAAGUUGUAUUCAUGCAUCUAAUGGUUAGUUUAUUUUUUCCAAUGUAUUAUGAAACAAAAAAAAAAAUCAAAAGAUCCUUUUGAUCUAAGACGUAAGUUCAAUCAAAAAAUUAAGAUAUUAUACAUAACUUGAAACUUAUCAACACUAAAAAAUUUUAAAGAUAACAUUAAUAUGGCACACAUAUUAAAACUGAUUUCAUAGACUUGACUCUAGACUAGUAAUUCUUUCGGAUAUUGUACGAAAAAUGACAUUUUGAAAAAGUGGUACAUUUGAAAUUUUUAAUAUUUAAAUGAAUUUCAUUGAAUGGUAGCUUAUCCAAACAAUGUAUAAUCCAAAACAUCAUAUCUUAUAUGCUUUAGUAUACUUUCUUGUAAAAUAGAACGAAAAUAUCAUAAGUAAUGCAUGAGAAAAGUUUACAACUUUCACUGCUCAAUGUCAAUGAUUGUAAUUCAAACAAGUAACGAAAAUGUAUCAGAAUAUUUUCAUAAGUAAAACUCAAUUGUUUAAUUUAUGAAAGUUUCAUUGUACAAAUUAAGAUUGAUUGUGGAGUUCUAUUUUUUGCAAAUAUAUAAAUAUAUAUACAUGUAAGUAUACAUUAAACUGUGCUUUCAAGUCAUUUACUUCUAUAUUCAAGAUGAAAUAUUUAGUGUAUAUAUGUAGAAUAACACUAGAUGCAAAGCUAAGUAGAGUAAAUUAGCUUCAAAGACAGAAGCAAGCUCUAGCGAAAUGAGCUUAGACCUUUUAUGUAUUCUAUAUGCAAACAAUUUACCAUUUCAAUUUAUAAAACUGAUUAGUUUUACAAUGCCCUGCAGAUGAUCUGUAUUUGAAAUACCAAAGCUCAAACAAAUGUAUGUUUAUUGCAGUAAAAUAUCACUAAUUUUGGCUGCUCACAAUAUUACAUGCUGUUUCCUUCACUAUUUUUAACAUAUUCAUUUUUGUACUAAAAAUAUUUUUAUGAAUUUAAUAAAAGUAAUAAGAAUAUUUCUGACACCCCGAAAUAAAAGAGGCAAGUAUGACUUUAGCUUUUCUUCAGUUGAGAAAAAAAAAUGCGUAACUCCUCCAUAUUCCGAAUGUCUUUAUCCAGUUGCAAACUCUCUCUCUCUUUUCUGUGUAUAACCAACAAUUUUUGCUUCCAGUUGAAUUGAACCAACACCUAUUUGUUGAGGGUUGCGUAGUACAUACAACUAGAUAACUUCAAAUUUGGCAAAGUAGAAUUUGUUGAAAUUUUUUGUUUUGAAGAGGACACAAAUACUUCUAAUUACAAAAAAAAAAAGGAAUAGAAGCUUAAUAGCAUUUAUAUCGAGUCUUCACAUUCUCCAUUGUGGAAAAACAUUAAUUUGUGGAGUUUCCCGUGAAACAGUAUGAAAAAAUAACCGAAUUUAGUUACCUAGUUGUAGUAUUCACCCCACGACGAUACACCCUGUCUUAUAUAAAAGGUAUUAGUUGAACCCUGAGAUAGAAACUCGAAUUGUCGAACGAAGUCUUCCUCGACCAAUCAGAAGGAUUCGAUCGUUAGUUCGGGUACCUGACUGAGGCUCAACUCGGUUGAAGAAUGUGACCAUUAGAUUGCUUAAAACCAUUGUUAAAAACUUUUAUGCGACUUUUUAGUUUGUGGGAUGUCAAAAAGAAUUAUGUAAACUAAAAUUUCGAAAUGGACAUUGUUUCAACAUUAAGAGGUGCCCUCCCCCUCCCCUAACUAUCGCGAAGACCCUUCCCCAAAAUGCAAGAGACCCCCCCCCCCCAAAAAAAAGAGAAAAA